AUGGUACGAGAUGCAGCACGACAUCUGGACGCUGACAGCAUUCACAAAGCAUCGAUGUGCGCCAUGGCCAAACUGCAUGUGACGGAGAACUGCUCUGAGGUGGUCAACCAGGCGCUACAAAUGUUUGGUGGAUACGGUUAUCUGAAGGAUUACCCUAUACAACAGUACUUACGAGAUCUGCGGGUUCAUCACAUCUUGGAAGGCUCGAACGAAAUAAUGCGAUUGAUUGUUGGCCGUGAUCUUCUUAACAAUCAAACGUACGGUCCGAUGUAA
Ostertagia ostertagi is the source of this 273-nucleotide messenger RNA. The record is from the annotation of a GenBank genome assembly. NCBI's taxonomy places the organism in Eukaryota, Metazoa, Nematoda, Chromadorea, Rhabditida, Trichostrongylidae.